GGGGGCCGGAACAGCCUCACGUUCUUCUCCGACAACAGGCUCCUGUCCCUGUCGACGCGCCUCCAGAAUCAAAAGGUGAACGAGCUCGUGGGGCGGAUUUCCGUCAUUGUCAAUGGGCGGUUACGUCGUACCGACUCGACCACCACGAACCCCCGUAGGACGCAACCUCCAGACUUGGGUACCGACAGGGUGCGCGCUGCCUUGUACAUUCGCCUUUACUUUGAGCGGGUGCAUCCCAUGUUCCCGUUCCUCGACCGCACGACUUUCGAGACUACGGUCUCAAGUCCCAACUUUCCCAAUCUCCUCGAACGGAGUAAGCCGUGGUGUUGUCUCUACUACUGCGUCCUUGCUUUGGGAUGUCAGUACGCUGACGGUGGCACAUUCGAGCCUGGCAAGGGCGAGUCUUGGCGGCUGUUCUCUGUCAGCUUGAGUGGCUUUUCGGAGCUGCUAUUGCUUCCCGAUUCUCUGACCACCUUGCAAGCACUGACGGCCAUGUCUGUAUAUGGCUUAGGAAUCUCAGGCCUGGCAGUCGAACCCGUCAUCAUGUCAGAGGCAGCAAGACGGGCUCAGAUUAUGUCGAGUCAUAGCUUCACUGGCCCGACAGCCCACGCCUACCAGAAGUCCUUCUGGAUCCUGUACGCCAUCGAGAAAAUCACCAGCUUCCACUUCGGAAGGAGUUCUAGCUUUGUCGAUAGUGACAUAUCCUGUCCAAUCCCAGUCGUUCCCGAAGCAACAUCGGGAGACUUUAGCUGGUUUCUGCACUUGGUGCGCUUCGCUCGUCUCCUUUCUCGCGCAUACACAUCGCUCUUCUCGGUCGGCGUGUCGGGUAACUCCGAUUCGUAUUACCUUGACGUGAUUGACCAGUUGAAUGGUGAACUAGAGGAGUGGAGAGCAUCUCUACCCGACAAUGGCUUUCGCCCGGGCGGAAUCUUACGCCCUCAAACCGUGUCCGGCCCCAAUGCGAGAUCGUUGGCUCUCAUCCUCCAUUAUCUCUACUAUAGCAUGCUACUGACUCUCGCGAGAACCACGCUGUGCUAUCUGCCUGUUCCUGAGACGCCGGCGGUCACAGCGACAAAGGAUGACAGGAUGAAGACUAUCCUGAAUGCAUCAAGGGCUAUCUUGGAGUUGACUACAAUGAUUGAAGUUGAACCAUACACGGUGACAUGGGUCCUUGCGGGAAUUCCCAUCACAGCGCUUUUCGUCUUAUUUGACCUCGUAAUUCAUGAUCCUCGGCAGCCAGACACAGGUACCAACCUGGCUCUGCUCGACAUGGUUGCUGGUCACUUCAGUCGGAUUGAGUAUGCCAGCGGUGGCACCGUGCCUGGUUCUUUGAUCGCCGAGUUCGCAAAGAUUGCGCGGGACUACGUCAACGAGAUUCAGCUUACCGAGGCUGGCUUGACGAAUCCCGCGAGACCACAUGCACCUGCGAACCAUUCCGCGAUGCAAAUGGUACAGCAGUCAUCAGAGCUUGAUGGCGGAGGCAACAAACAAGUGGCUAGGCCAACACAAAUGACUCUGGAUCUGUCUGAUACUAUGCCGAUAUCUGGGUCGAUGCAACAACCAGGAUACACCGACUUUGCGUUCGACAGUGGGAUGGGUCAGGUGUCUCCCAGUGCGCUCAUGGGGACCGACGUGAUGGGAAUCUUUAAUUAUUUCCUCCCCGAUCUGGACCCUAUGUUUUACCAGGGUAUGACGCAGGAGUACGAUCUGCUACCGCAGCAGCAUGGAGGGACCGUCCAAAGCAUGGACAAGUGAUUUGACGCGGACGGGGUCCAAUUCUUAAUUUCCGUCCGUUUACCAGGCCAGAUGCAGCAUGACAUAACCUUGUUUUUGGAGCUAUAAUAAUGCGUCACCCCCAACGAAUACUAGCAGCUACCUUAGUUGCCACGCCUGACAGUCGAGAUCAUUGCUGGGCAUAAUGACGAAAUACUUAUAUAGAGCAGAACCGCACGUUCGCUGAAUAUCUUCCAGGAUCGAAAAGAAGGUCAGAUGAUGGUGUGUGUGGGUGGGAGGGACUUGGUCUUCGGUGGCAGUGAGCUCCGGGAUCCCGGGCUUCGCUCCGGUCCGCUGCAAGGAUCAGCCGGGUCUCGGACGGUCUAAAGCAGCCUAGCGUCUCCAUUAAAGUCCGUUUGGUGGAUCCCCAAAUGUCGUGGCCCCCUGUCCUUUUUCCCACAGAUGUGCGCGCACGUUUAAAAGAGUCUUGCCGCCAACAGAGCAGAGCUCAAAGAGAAACUUAU
This is a messenger RNA of Colletotrichum godetiae, 2237 nucleotides long. RefSeq lists its product as uncharacterized. Bases 238 to 1755 code for a protein of 505 amino acids. Gene Ontology annotation, molecular function: zinc ion binding; DNA binding. The transcript has 5 exons. NCBI's taxonomy places the organism in Eukaryota, Fungi, Ascomycota, Sordariomycetes, Glomerellales, Glomerellaceae. Gene Ontology annotation, biological process: DNA-templated transcription. The record is from RefSeq and is a predicted model, not a curated record.